Molecule: messenger RNA, 3398 nt
Organism: Rhagoletis zephyria (snowberry fruit fly)
Lineage: Eukaryota; Metazoa; Arthropoda; Insecta; Diptera; Tephritidae
Product: E-selectin-like
Source: RefSeq, a predicted model, not a curated record
CACGAAUUAACUACAGCAAGUUGCAAGUUUUUUGCUUAUUUGUUAUACUCUGUACUUACUAAAUUUUUUUUAGGUGGCAAUUUGGUGCACGAUUUUCGUGGCGCUGCCAAUGAUUAUAUACUCUCCGAAUUGGAGCGCCGCAAAUCAGAACUAAAGACACAGCUGGUGUGGAUUGGCGCACAGAAGGAGCCCGGCAUUACUUCGCGCACCUGGAAAUGGGUUAACGGCGAACUGGUGCAGAAACCGGCCUGGGGCAAAGAUCAACCGAACAACUAUAAUGGCGAGCAAAAUUGUGUGGUGUUGGAUGGCGGCCGCAACUGGUUGUGGAAUGAUGUGGGCUGCAAUUUGGACUACCUGCAUUUUAUUUGCCAGCAUUCGCCGCUUUCGUGUGGUUCGCCGGACUCGCAGCAGAACACCACAAUUGUAGGCCGAAAUUAUACGCUGGGCAAUAAAAUCACGUACGUUUGUCCAAAGGGCCACUCGCUAAUCGGCGAUGCGGAGCGCACUUGCCGCGCAUGGAUUUGGAGCGGAAGGGCGCCCACAUGUAAAUAUGUCGAUUGCGGUCCGCUGCCGGAACUGGAGCAUGGCGCCAUUCUACUUUCGGAGCAACGCACCAGCUAUGGCGUACAGGCGACCUACACUUGUCACGAGAAUUACACGCUCAUUGGCAAUGAGAAUCGCACUUGUGCGCUGACUGGUUGGACGGGCAAGCAGCCGGAAUGUCUGGUCGAUUGGUGUCCUGAGCCGCCACGCAUCGGGGGCAGCGUAAGUGUGACGGAACGCGCCGGCUCAACGGCCACAUAUGAGUGCGAGGCCGGUUAUGUGUUGGUGGGCGAACCGAUAAUUUCCUGCGGUCUUGGCGGUGAAUGGUCCAGUAAGCCACCAUCAUGUCGCUUCGUCGAUUGUGGCGCACCAGCGCGUCCCGAUCGUGGUCAUGCAGUGCUGGUGAAUGCCUCCACUACUGUUGGUUCGAUGGUGAAAUAUGAAUGCGAAGAUGAUUAUUGGUUGGAUGGUCCAUCGGAGUUAUACUGCACCAAGGAGGGUAAAUGGUCUGGUGAUGCGCCAGUAUGUGAGCUGGUCGCUUGAACGCCCCAUGUGCCUGCCGGUUCAUUUGUUGUUGGCUAUGAUUACAAUGUGCACUCAAAGAUUCAGUACAACUGCGAUCCGGAUGUGCUGCGCGGCAAUCCUACGCUGGAAUGUUUGGACACUGGCGAGUGGAGCACAGAUGCACCGUUCUGCGAAUAUAUCGACUGUGGUGUUAUCACCCCGAUACCAUACGGCUCCAUAAGAUAUAUCCAAAAUACCAUCGUGGGUUCGGAGGUAACAUUCAGUUGCGCUCCGUCCCACAAGCUGAAUGGUGUCGCCAAGCGUGUUUGCCUAGAAUCAGGUGGUUGGAGCGAUGCGCCGAAAUGUGAAGAAAUCCGUUGCUCAGAACCUGUACUGGCGGCGCACAGUUUGCUUUCCGUCACAGGAAAUGACCGCAUGUACGCGACGCUGAUACGUACAGCCGACUCGACACAGAAUAGCGCACAGACUUAUAAGGUUGGCGCCUUGGCUAAAUAUCGCUGCGAACGCGGUUAUAAGAUGGUCGGCGAGGCUCUUGUGACUUGUGAAGACAAUGGGCAAUGGAGUGGUGCAGUUCCGGAAUGCGUAUAUGUCGAAUGCGGUAUUCCAGCUAAUAUUACGAACGGCAAAGUCACCCUAGCAACAAAUGUGACUUACUAUGGUGCAGCGGCAUUGUACGAAUGUAAUGCUAAUUUCAAAUUGGAUGGAGUGUCACGUCGCUUGUGUGCCGAAGAUGGCACCUGGAGCCACGAAAAACCAGCUUGCAUAGAAAUCACAUGCGAUGAGCCAGAUAUUAGUGAAAAUCUUAUAGUCGACGCAGGCGAGCACUCUGUGGGUGCGCUAGCGAAAUUCAAAUGCGCUAAGGGACGAACACUGAUUGGCAAUGAUACGCGAGUAUGUCAAAAGAAUGGCAAAUGGACGGGAAAAAGUCCCAGCUGCAAACCUGUUGACUGCGGACGUCCGCCGAUGAUCGAGAAUGGCCGCGUGAUUAUCGUGAAUGAGUCUACCUUAUAUGGCGGCUCUGCUGAGUAUCAUUGCAUACCAAGCUACAACCGCAUCGGACAAUAUCUGCGUAAGUGUACCGAAGAUGGCAGUUGGAGUGGCGAAGAACCGCGCUGUGAGGUCGCAGCCACAGAGGCGCAGGAGAGCUCCAGUUUGGGUACUGGCAUAGCGAUCGGUGCAACCGUUAUCAUUGUGCUGCUCUUCAUCAUUGGUCUGAUAUUCUUGCACCGCAACAAGGCGCGUCCGGUUAAGAAUACCGAAAAUGUACAAGCGGCCGAGACCAAAGAUGAGCGUAACGCAGCUGUGAUGUCCUACUCCACCUUGGAAGCGAAUAAUCGCAUGAAUUUGGACAAUGGGCCACCAGCGACAUUCAAUACAUUUCAAGUGAACGGAAGAGGUGGGGCGAAUGGUAAUGCGGCGUCCAUUGGACGGAAGCCAGAGAACAUUUACGACCAAAUACCUAGCGAACAAUUCUACGAUGCGCCAUACGAGAUGCGCACCAACGAAGAGGUCUACGAACCUGAACCGACGGCCGGAAAUGUCAUCACCAUAAAUGGCAUAUCUGUGCGAUGAGCAGCACGCGGAACCGAAGUCAGACAGUUGUUGUGGAUAUUUUCAUAAAAAUUUGCAUUAAUUAAGUGCUAAAUUCAUAGUGAGCAUAGUGAUGUGUAAUCAGCUUUUAAAGCUAUUUAAAUAUUAAAUUUUUGGGUUUUGUUUUGGAUUUCAGUAUGCGCUCCUACAUGCAUACAUACAUAUGUUGAACAGUUAUUGAAAAGUAUACAUGUGUAAAUAAUUUGCCAUGCUGUAGUCCAUAUGUAUACGUUCAUUCAUAUGUGAGAUGUGUGGACUGAUUAUCUUAGAUACCAGCUUAUGUGGAAGAAAUUAAUCAAAAUCAUAUUUCUGAUUUUUAUAUGAGCACUAGCAUUGGUCUAGAGUUUUGGUUAUGAAAACUGAUAUGCUACGAAAAUUCCAACUAAGGGAAUGCACUUAGGUACCUAUUAAACCAUAAACGCAUGUAUAUGUAGCCACUUUAUAAUACAUAUACAUAAACAUCCAUAUAAUCCUAUAAAUAUACAAACACACAUACAUAUAUGCAUAUAUAUGUACCUAUGUAUGUUAAUAGAGUAGACAUAAAAUUGUAGAUUUUGUAAAUUUUUCUUAAGUAAUAAGCUAAAAUAUACCAUAUAUUGAGUAUAAGUUGCCUUGUAAAUAUUACGUGAUCUGUUUAAUUUAAUGUUAACAAAAUAUUUAUUAAUGGUCUGUGUCGAACUAUCAAACAAUAAAAUGAAAUAUACGAUUAAUAAAGCAAUACAGAUUAUAAACUAAAUUCA